Molecule: messenger RNA, 2573 nt
Organism: Neoarius graeffei (lesser salmon catfish)
Lineage: Eukaryota; Metazoa; Chordata; Actinopteri; Siluriformes; Ariidae
Exons: 2
Coding region: 557-1588 (343 amino acids)
Cellular component (GO): nucleus
Molecular function (GO): DNA binding
Source: RefSeq, a predicted model, not a curated record
UAGGGGCUCCCACUUGAAACACAGCGGUUCCAGGCCUGCCAUUUUAACAGCCAUGACUGAGGAGAGAGUUCCGUCAAGGGCCAAGCUGUUUCUGGUCUUAUUGAAGCCAACCAUGGAGAAAACCCUCUCUGCAUCGGAGAGAGAAUGCCCAUUUGCUUCUUCCCUGACAUCUUUGAAACAGAUAAAUGCAAUGAUUAAUGUAUGCAUGGCCAGGAUAUAAAAUAUAAAAAUGAAAUAUUACAACUAAAAGUAGCCUACUGACUAAAAUGGACUAUGCAACGAUGAAACUGUAUUUACUACAACUGCACUAAAACUGUUAAGCCUCACAACAAGUGCUGGGCAUGGUGCUGGCCCCUCUUCUCUUCACCCUGUAGAGUAGAGUGGGGGAAAAAGCCCCCGUGGGGUAAUAAGCCCCCGGCCUGUUUUACCCAAAAUAACCACCAGAUGGCGCAAAGUUACAUUUCUAUAGUUGCUAUGGAAUGGCUUGACAACGGGGAUAUACAAAUAUCCACUGUGGAUCGCAUAUCAGCAACGCAGCGGAGAGAAAUCAAAUUUCAUGAUGAGAACUUACAAGAGAGUCAGCAACCACUGUUCAUACAGUGAGCAGAGCCUCAAAGAGGCACUUAAAUUAAUUAAAAAUGGGAUGCCAUUGAAGGCAGCAUCACAGCUUUUUGGGGUGUCCCCCAAGACCCUGAGGCGACACAGGGAUAACAAAGUUGCAAGACCUGGAUCUGCCUCCCUGGGAAGAAAAGCUGUGUUCAGUGUUGAGUUUGAACACCAACUCACACAACACAUACAGGAAAUGGAGAGGGCAUUGUUUGGUUUAACGACUAAAGAUGUCAGGAGGCUUGCAUUUGACCUAGCUGAACAACUGCAAAUUAACCACCCCUUUAAUCCACACACUAAGAUGGCUGGAAAAGACUGGUUGCAGGGGUUCAUGAGGCAUCAGGGCACACUUUCAGUCCGUACCCCUCAUGCCACCAGCAUCUCCCGUAUGGUGGGAUUUAGUAGGCCGAAUGUCAGUCAGUUUUUUGACAUUCUAGAAAAUGAGAUCAGGAAGGUGCCACAUUUUAAACCAUCUCGUCUGUGGAACAUGGACGAGACUGGAAUCCAGAAUGUCCAAAAGCCAAGUAACAUCGUGGCGACCAAGGGGAAGAGGCAGGUGGGCAGAAUCACCAGUGCAGAGAGGGGGUUCACAGUGACCUCAGUUUGCGCCAUGAGUGCUGCCGGGCAGUACAUCCCCCCAAUGUUUGUCUUUCCCAGGAAGAGGAUGAAUGAGCGUCUCCUGAAUGGUGCCCCAGCUGGCUCAAUUGGAGUGGUGUCCGACUCCGGCUGGAUCGACAGCAGCCUUUUUGUACGCUGGUUGCACCACUUCUGUGAUGUUGUGGGGUGUUCACAGGAGAGGCCACAUGUCCUGGUGUUAGAUGGCCAUCAUUCUCACAAGACACUGGAGGCUGUACAGGUGGCAAGAGAGCGUGGGGUGGUAAUGAUAACCAUACCACCCCACUGCAGUCACAAAAUGCAGCCUCUGGAUCGCACAUUUUUUAAAUCUUUAAAAUGUGCAUACAACAGUGCAGCUGACAGCUAGCUGACCUGCCACCCAGGUCAGUGCAUUGACGCAUACGCAAUGUGUGGGCUUUUCAAUCAGGCGUAUGGAAAUGCUGCCUCUGUGGGGAAAGCACAGAAUGGCUUCAGGGCUUGUGGCAUUUGGCCUAUCAACAGGCUCGUCUUUAAGGAGGAGGACUUUGAGGCUGCACAGGCUCCAGUGGCGGGGGACAGGACAGUGGAGGAGGACAGCGAGGAGGAAAUCUCUGGCCCCAGUCGACCUCUCAGCACACCACCAUCCCCACCACACCAUGCUGAACCUGAUAAGAAAAAUAACUUACAGGUGUACUUUCUGCAAUUAGUCUACUGUAUUUCUGUAUUUCAAAUUUUACAUUGUUGCUUUUUAUGUUGCUUUUUAAAGGACCCCAACAACUUCGGGCAAUAAUAGACACAAUUUCUCCUCGGCCAGUUCCAUCCAAGAGGGCCCAGAAGAAGACAGCUGAGUCAGCAACUGUCCUUACCUCAUCCCCAUUCAAGCGGAUGUUGGAGGCGAAGGCAUCUAGAGGCAAAAGGGGCAAAGGAGGGCAAACUAAAAAGAAUAAUGAAAAAGCAGAGGCUAGAUCAAAUGAUGUUGAAUGUUUAUAUUGUGGGGAGCUUUUUUCAAGAAGUGUGGGGGAAUGGAUCCGGUGUGAGGGCUGCCAGAAGUGGGCUCAUGUGGAGUGUUCCAAUGAAAAUGAUGGGGAAUUUGUGUGUGAAAUUUGUUUGUCUGAAUAGAAACCUGUAUGUGUGUGUGUGUGUGUGUGUACGUAUGUGAUGGCAUGUGUGUUGUUUCAGUUGGGGGUUUUCAGCUGCGGGGUAUUUAUUUAGAUAGUGUUAAAUUUCACUGUAAUGUUAAUGUAAUGAAUUCAUUGAUUCAAUUAGCAUUAUUUAUUGAUGCACUUGUUCUUUGUUAAUUCAUGUUCAAUCCACACAAAAUUAUAUUGAAAUUAAAAUGCGAAAUAUAAUAAAAUAAUGCAUCUAUUCAUUAA